AUGAACUUGUCUUCCGAGCACUGCAACAUAUCAGAUUGGCUGAGGCUGGAGGCAACAGUCAAGGCCUCUGUCUACGUGGUUGCCUUCUCCUUCGCCACGUUCAUCACUGCCCUCGUUAUCGCCAUAGUGUCACAGAACUUGAACCUGCGGAGAGAGGCCCGAUACAUCCUCCUUUGCCAUCAUCUGCUGUGCAUCUCUUCCUACUGCGGCCUGGGGAUUGUUUUCCAAGGCAUGCGGGCCCUGCUGGCCAACAGCCCCCUGCUGAUAUGCUGGGUGGUGUUCGGGGCACAGCUGAGCGUUGGAGAAGGGAUUCUCUUCACUCUGGCCUUGAUGGCUCUCAACACUUACGUGGUGAUUUGCUGGCCGCUGAAAUCUCUGUCCUUUGUCGAUUCAGUUAAGUAUAGGAUUCUGGCUGGGACUUGGGCAACCGUUAUACUCAAGAAUGUUUGUUUAUUCCUCAUAGAGAGCACUAACCCCUCUGUGGUUUCUGUUUUUAAAUCCGAACCCCUUUGCCCUGUUAUUUUGAAUGGCACUGCUGCCAGGGCCAUUGGCAUGGUUUUCCUUUUCCUUCUGUUGUCUAUCAUUCUUGUAAGUUACUCCCUGAUAUACCAAGAAGGGAAACGUGCUGGCCAUUUUAAUAGGUCAAAUAUCAAAGCAAGGAGAACGAUUCUUAUUCAUUUAGUUCAGAUAAGCUUACAUGUAAUACCAACUCUCAUAUUCAUAGGUUUGGGGAAAGCGUGUGGGUUGUUUUACUUUGCCUUAAAUCUGGUGCUUUUUGGCAUCUUUGCCUUUGCUCAGUGUUUUAACCCUCUGAUCUAUGGGCUCUGGAACAAAGAGCUGCAACGCAGAUUGCACCACUGGACGUGCCAUCAGCUGUGGCGUGGCCACCCUGUGAAUAGCAGAGUUUAA
Messenger RNA from Propithecus coquereli (Coquerel's sifaka), 909 nucleotides. RefSeq lists its product as uncharacterized. NCBI's taxonomy places the organism in Eukaryota, Metazoa, Chordata, Mammalia, Primates, Indriidae. Gene Ontology annotation, cellular component: membrane. The transcript has a single exon. The coding region runs from base 1 to 909 and encodes 302 amino acids. The record is from RefSeq and is a predicted model, not a curated record.